CGUGGGUGCCAGCGCUGACGGGCCUCGGCGGACCCCGACCCCCCUCCCCGGCCCCCCUGCCCACCCUGCCGGGGAAGGUGGAAGAUGCCCGUGAAGAAGAAGAGAAAAUCCAGUGGAGUGGCAGCCGCAGUAGCGGAAGACGGAGGCGUCAAGAAGUGUAAAAUCCCCAGCUAUUGCAGAUCCCAGCCUCCUGCUAGACUAAUAACUGGAGAGGAAGAUUUUUCAAGAAAGAAGUGCCUGGCUUGGUUUUAUGAGUAUGCAGGUCCUGAUGAAGUUGUAGGGCCAGAAGGAAUGGAAAAGUUUUGUGAAGACAUUGGUGUUGAACCUGAAAAUAUUAUUAUGUUAGUUUUAGCGUGGAAAUUGGAGGCUGAAAGCAUGGGAUUUUUUACCAAGGAAGAAUGGUUAAAGGGAAUGACUUCAUUACAGUGUGACUGCACAGAAAAGUUACAGAACAAAUUUGACUUUUUGCGCUCACAGUUGAAUGAUAUUUCAUCGUUUAAGAAUAUAUACAGAUAUGCCUUUGAUUUUGCAAGGGAUAAAGAUCAGAGAAGUCUUGAUAUUGAUACUGCUAAAUCUAUGCUAGCUCUUCUGCUUGGAAGGACAUGGCCACUCUUCUCAGUAUUUUAUCAAUACCUGGAGCAAUCAAAGUAUCGAGUUAUGAACAAAGACCAGUGGUACAAUGUGUUAGAGUUCAGCCGCACGGUCCAUGCUGACCUUAGUAACUAUGAUGAAGAUGGUGCCUGGCCUGUUCUUCUUGAUGAAUUUGUUGAGUGGCAAAAAGUCCGUCAAACAUCCUAACAAGAACUAUUGUGGAGAAAAUGCAAACUUUCAGGUUCCCAUGUGUAUGCAAGCUAAUCAGAUGAAGGGAAAAAUAACACAAAGGCUGCAUUUUCACUCAUAUGAAAGACUUCUCAUAGUGCUGUUUUUUUUUUUUUCCUUUUUUUUAAAGGAAGUUUCUUGUUACAUGUGGUGGACAUUGAGCCACACAUCUUCUGAGACUGAAUAUUGACGUUUUUGUUUCGAGUUAUGUUUUUAACAUUUAUUUCAGAACAAUAAAGAUUCAGAUUUGUGACAAAGGCCUUAAAGUGAA
This is a messenger RNA of Jaculus jaculus (lesser Egyptian jerboa), 1090 nucleotides long. RefSeq names its product defective in cullin neddylation 1 domain containing 5 (gene Dcun1d5). Gene Ontology annotation, molecular function: ubiquitin conjugating enzyme binding; ubiquitin-like protein binding; cullin family protein binding. Gene Ontology annotation, biological process: positive regulation of ubiquitin-protein transferase activity; protein neddylation. The transcript has 8 exons. NCBI's taxonomy places the organism in Eukaryota, Metazoa, Chordata, Mammalia, Rodentia, Dipodidae. The record is from RefSeq and is a predicted model, not a curated record. Gene Ontology annotation, cellular component: ubiquitin ligase complex. The coding region runs from base 85 to 798 and encodes 237 amino acids.